AUGAUACCUAUUUGCCUUCUGCUCGUAUUUCUCAAUCAUUUAUGUCAGGUGAUAGCUGUUCACAAGUCCUCAGCUAUAACUCAGGAUAAUGGUGUCAAAACAGCCCAAGUUGGGGAACAUGUAAUUUUGCAAUGCAUCUGUCAGGAAGAAUCUGUAACUUUUAUCUUCUGGUACCAACAAACUCUGGGAGGCAAACCUCAGCUCAUAUCAUCGCGGAUGAAGCACCAGACAGAAUCAGAGAUGAACCCAGAUUUUAAAGAGAGGUUUCAAGUUCUUGCAAAAAGUGGAGAUGGUACCAAUAAUCUCAGUAUCACAAACAUUAAUCUAUUGGACUCAGCGACAUAUUACUGUGGGAUUUUAGAAUUCAAUGCAAUUGAAUUUGGACAAGGAGUCUUCCUUCACGUCAAAACAUCUUUUUCCAACAUCCAGGCUGUUGUCCAUCAACCACCAUUAGAACCACUUCGGUCAGGAGACACUGCAAAUUUGAGCUGCACAGUAUACACCGAGCCAUAUGCUAGGGUGCAGAGCUUCUACUGGUUCAGACAUGGUGUGUCUCAGCCUGCCGUCAUGUAUCCCAGAGAAGGACAAUGCGUAAAUAUCUCCAUGGAAGAGCCUGUCAAAAAAAGAUGCAAUUUAUACUUCUCCAUAGAGUCUGUGAACUCCUCUAAUACUGGGAUCUACUACUGUGCUGUGGCCUCCUAUGGGGAGAUCGUUUUUGGAAAUGGAACAGAAAUCAAGAUCGCGGGAAACUCAACUGAAGUCUCCCUUCUCCUGGUGUACUUUCUGAGCACGACAUUGGCAGUUUUCAUUAUCGUGCUCCUUGUCUUGGUUUUCGUUGUGCACAAGUUGAAAAAAAACCUCUGCUCUGUCUGCAAAGGAACUGUUUCUCAUCUGACAUUUUCUCCAGCCUCUGACAAUGUGAGCCAAGAUGCAGCCAACCUCCAUUAUGCUGCUCUGAGCCUAAAGAAGAACAGUGAACAACACCGUCAAGAGGACAACGUGGAGAGCGUUUGUGUAUACUCAAGAGUAAAAAGUAGAAAAGUGUGA
Molecule: messenger RNA, 1047 nt
Organism: Scomber japonicus (chub mackerel)
Lineage: Eukaryota; Metazoa; Chordata; Actinopteri; Scombriformes; Scombridae
Exons: 5
Coding region: 1-1047 (348 amino acids)
Biological process (GO): response to bacterium
Source: RefSeq, a predicted model, not a curated record